AUGGGAAAGAAGUGUUACGUAUGUAGAAAGAAAUGUAUUGGCGAAAUUUUAAAGGCAGAUGGCGAGAAAUAUAUUCACAUUUCUUGUUUUAAAUGUGCGAAGUGUUCAAGAUCAUUGAGGGAAACUGGCUAUUACACGGGUUCAGAAGGACAGUUUUUGUGUGCCGAAGAUUUUCGAGCAUUAUCUGUGCCUUUGAAAGUGAAAGCUGAACAACAAAAUCUAAAACAUGCUGACGAAACUUCCUUAUCACCAGCUUCUCCGAUUAUCCCGCCAGGUCAACCAUCACCUCCUCUCAUCUCUCCUGCAGAUAUUCGUCAAGUUUCUGCUGCAGGAUGUGCAUCUUGCGGACAGCCACUGCAGAGUGGUCAGGUGUUGCUGGCACUUGGAGAACAGUGGCAUGUUUGGUGUUUUAAAUGUUCUGAAUGCACUACCAUUUUACAAGGCGAAUACAUGACACAUGAUGGCAAACCACUUUGUAUUCGAGAUUAUAAUACGAAAUAUGGUGUCCGGUGCUAUGAAUGUGAUAAGUACAUUGCUGGGAAAGUAUUGCAAGCUGGAGGUUACAAGUUUCACCCGACUUGUGCUCGUUGUUCACGUUGCGGUGAACGCUUUGGUGAUGGAGAGGAAAUGUACAUGCAGGGUGAUGAAAUUUGGCAUCCAGGUUGCGAGCAGACUAAAGUGACAGAAAGUAUUGCAUUAACAGGUCUACUAAAUGAUGCUCGUGAGGAACCAAAAUAUCAUUCGCAUUUUGGCCAACAUUUGACAUACAUGUAUCUAUUGCCAGAGGCUGAGCAAACGUAUUUGAAGCAACCGAUCCCACCCCAUCCACCACAGCUUGCGCAGUUUCAUACUCCUCAGGGUCCAAUUAAAAUCCGGAAAUCACGGCUUUCAAUGUUGAAAACAGGAAUGCAACGGUUAACGGAAGAUCUCGAAAAAAGUGCUCCACGUCCACGAUCACCGCAUAUGGAUAAUGAAGAACCGAUUGAGAUGGCCCAUUAUCCGGCUGGGCAUGCUCCGGAACCUGGUAUUGUCCCACCAAUUGAGCGAGCGGACUUUCCAGCGCCACCAUACCCUUAUGCACUGGACGAUGUUAAACGCCACCUUUCAUGGUCAUCUGUUGAAAAUGAUGAUGACGAUGAUGAAGAUGAUUAUGAAGAGUCAAAUCGAAUUAAUGACGAGAAGUUACGGCGAGCAGUGGAGCAGUUAGAUACUUAUGACAAAGAUUCGUCAAUUGCUCGUGUUAUUAAGCAAAAUCUCGAAGAAGUGCAUAAGAAACAAAGAUUGCCUCUGCACUGGGAUCCAAGAAAUGCAAGCCGUACACCAUCUGCCAAGAAGAUGCCUCACUUGCGAUUUCGUUAUGACACUCCAGUAAAUGCAUCUCCUUCUCGUCAUGUGAAUCGACCGAAACCAUGGGUUUAUUGGCAGAGACAAACGGAUAAAGCGGCGACAACAUCAAUACCAUUUUUCCACAUUCCGAGGGCAUGCGUCGAAAUGACUGGUCGAUCAGCUACGCUACCGGAUGGUUAUCAUUAUGGGCAAAAUGUUUCCUUAGAUGUUCUCAACACGACAAUUAGCUCUCACUUUUCUGACCAAUUGCUGGGACGUAGUGGUACUUUGCCAGGUGACUACCGUACUUGUACCACAAACGGUGCUGGUACAGGUGGGAGUCGUGGUACUUUGAGAAGUUCAUUGCCAGAUAUGAGUAAACCAGCAAAAAUUUAUCCGCUGAACGUUUUGCAAACAUCUAACAAGAAAUUACCAGAUGAUGUGGAUCGCGCACAUCUAGAACGGCAUCUGAACAGAAACCAGUUUGAAGAGACGUUCAACAUGAGUCCUAUUGAGUUCUAUAAGUUACCGGAGUGGAAAAGAAUUAAUUUGAAACGAAAAGCGAAACUCUUCUAA
Brugia malayi is the source of this 1902-nucleotide messenger RNA. RefSeq lists its product as uncharacterized. NCBI's taxonomy places the organism in Eukaryota, Metazoa, Nematoda, Chromadorea, Rhabditida, Onchocercidae. The transcript has 12 exons. Gene Ontology annotation, molecular function: actin filament binding. Gene Ontology annotation, cellular component: actin cytoskeleton. The coding region runs from base 1 to 1902 and encodes 633 amino acids. The record is from RefSeq and is a predicted model, not a curated record. Gene Ontology annotation, biological process: cytoskeleton organization; lamellipodium assembly.